AGCGGCAGGUCUUCCGGUUCCGGCCUGGCGAGCGCGCCGGCGGCGACAUGAAGCUGCUCACCCACAACCUGCUGAGCUCCCACGUGCGGGGGGUGGGGCCCCGCGGCUUCCCCCUGCGCCUGCAGGCCACCGAGGUGCGCAUCAACCCUGUGGAGUUCAACCCCACCUUCGUGGCGCGGAUGAUCCCCAAAGUGGAGUGGGCGGCGCUCCUGGAGGCGGCCAACACCCUGCACCUGGCGGAGGUGCCCACGGAGCCGGUCGAGGGCUACGAGUGCGACGAGGCGUUCCUGCGCAAGAUGCACCACGUGCUGCUGGAGGUGGAGGUGUUGGAGGGCACGCUGCAGUGCCCGGAGUCCGGACGGCUGUUCCCCAUCAGCCGCGGGAUCCCCAACAUGCUGCUGAGCGACGAGGAGAGCGAGAGCUGACCGCCGCCGCCCUCCGGGCAGAUCCGGCCCCUCCCCCAGUGACACACGGCACGCGCGGUGGCUUGCGCUCCGUCGUAUAUAUAUAUUUUUUUCUCAUUAAAGGUUCAAAACCAAAA
Molecule: messenger RNA, 541 nt
Organism: Lepus europaeus (European hare)
Lineage: Eukaryota; Metazoa; Chordata; Mammalia; Lagomorpha; Leporidae
Gene: TRMT112
Product: tRNA methyltransferase activator subunit 11-2
Exons: 4
Coding region: 48-425 (125 amino acids)
Biological process (GO): rRNA (guanine-N7)-methylation; tRNA methylation; peptidyl-glutamine methylation
Molecular function (GO): protein heterodimerization activity
Source: RefSeq, a predicted model, not a curated record